CCGACCGCGCCGUAAUCAAGCAUCGAGAAUACUUCUGCACUAUGAUGGAAUUUGCUAUUCAAAUAAAAAAAAAGGCUGUCAGCAAUUAUUUCGUACCUCAUGAGACGUUAAACAGGAUCCGUCAUGCUGUCGGCUCUAGCCUCUGACCACUACCGCCAACAUCGCGUGAGGGUACUAAGAUACAACAUAAAAUAAGUGACCUGAUGGGACACAGGAGACUCUGCUGCAAGUGAUGUAGAAGCAAAAAAUUGCUGACACAGACAAUGUGGAUUGAUUCGUCAGUGGCGGCAUUUGCAACCCAAUCUACUCCCGCCUGCAGCGGGUCAUGCCACACAGUCAAGCAACUUUACCCUUGCGCGUCAGGCCAGCCUUCGGCAAAACCACCGCAGCUCCGCGAAUGAGCCUAUCAAAAUUCAAACAUUCAGCAUCAAAGUCUCUCCAGAUGAGCGAAGGCGAUCACAAGACAGAAGAGGAACUUGUUGCCACCAUGCACAUGGGCCGCAGCGACAUCGACCACGCGCUCGGCGACGAUCGCAAAUCUGAAUCGAUCUAUAUCCAAUUCAUUAUGCGGGAGAAAAGAUCGCCUUCGACGCGUUUCCACGAGGCUGGACAGAUUCGGUGGAACGAUCGAAAUGCUGACCGCGUUACUCAGAGUGUCAAGAACUGGAGAGCUCGUCAUUCAUUUCGCAUUGUGGCGUUGCUAGCGUCUGCACAAAUGAUGCAUCGCGUGUGUGAACACGAGGAAAUGAAGAUGAGGACCGAGCAGUGUUCGAAAUUGGAUCUUGAUCAAGGGAGAAAUUAUGUCCGCGGGGAGAUUGCAUUAAUCGUCCGUGAAUGCAACGUGGAUUGCACAAACAUCGAUGACGUUAGGCGAGAUCGAUUCGCUGCUAAGCGAGUUUGCACAGCUAACCGGCGUUUCCGCCCCAGCGAUCCACCGCGGCGGCAAGUCGGCACUCGAUUAAUUCGUCAUCUCAACCUACACCUAGGCGAGCCAACGCGCUCCGCAUUAAUUGGGCGUCUUCGAGCCGGGAGGGAGAACCGCAUGACGAACUACUGA
Laetiporus sulphureus 93-53 is the source of this 1057-nucleotide messenger RNA. RefSeq lists its product as uncharacterized. The transcript is spliced from 4 exons. Bases 326 to 1057 code for a protein of 243 amino acids. The record is from RefSeq and is a predicted model, not a curated record. Lineage: Eukaryota; Fungi; Basidiomycota; Agaricomycetes; Polyporales; Laetiporaceae.